AUGGCGAUUCUGUACACAAGGAUCGGAUUCCUUCUCUUUGCCUUCCUCGUAUCUUCUUCAAUCUCCGUCUCUGUAUCUCUCACCUUCUCUCCCGCCGACGAGUCCCUCAUAAACUGUGGCUCCGACGUUGACUCCACUGUCGACAACCGCGUCUUCGUCUCCGACGCAUCAUCAGCAUCCAACGUGAAGCUCUUCUCACCGGAAGGAUCAAUCGCUCUCCAAGGAGAAUAUCUAUCUCUGAAUGUUCCUCAGAUCUACCGGACCGCCAGGAUAUUCGCGCGACAGGCGAAAUACGAGCUCAAAGUCGGCGAGAAAGGGACUCAUAUGGUACGUCUCCAUUUCAAUCGCCUCAAUUCCUCUAAAAUCAAUCUCAGCGACGACGCUGAAUUCCACGUUACCGUCAACGGACACGUCGUGCUUAGGAAUUUUAGAGGCGGUUACGACGAGUCUAGGGUUAGAGAAUUCCUGAUUUGGGUCGAUGCCGGAGAGGUCGUAAUCAGGUUGAUUCCUAGUAGAGACUCGAAAUUAGCAUUCGUCAACGCCAUCGAAGUGAUAUCUGCGCCGAAGGAUUUGAUCGCUGACACUGCAACCUCUGUAUCUCGUGAUGGAACUGGGAAACUCAAUGGCUUAGCAAAACAAGCCAUGGAAGUGGUUUACAGAAUCAAUGUUGGUGGAAGAAAAGUGACUCCUUUCAAUGACACAUUGUGGAGAACUUGGGUUACCGACGAUGAAUACUUGAAAGCCGGUCAUGCCUCUGAGAAAGCUUACUUCACCGGUAGGAUCAAGUACAGGCCCGGAGGUGCGAGCCGGGAAGUUGGUCCUGAUAACGUCUACAACACCGCCCGUGUGGCUAGGAGAAGCAGCGGUGUGGUUCCUGAGGUGGAUAUGAGCUGGGAUUUCCCGGUUAGCGCCGAUUACAAACAUCUAAUCCGGAUGCAUUUCUGUGACAUAGCGAGCAAAUCACUCGGUUUGCUAUAUUUCAACAUUUACAUCAACGGGUACUUGGCCUAUGGAGAUUUCGAUAUCUCGUACGCUGCGGAUAAUGUCCUUGCUUCCCCUUAUUACAUUGAUUUCGUGGUCGAUGCUACUGUUGAUUCAAGAUCAUCGAUUACCCUAAGUGUUGGACCAUCAAACAUGACUAGUGUUGGUGAAGGCGGGCUUGAUGCGAUCUUGAACGGUGUUGAGAUCAUGAAGAUGAGUAACUCGUUGGGCAGUCUCGAUGGGUUUGUUUCAGCUGAUACGAUUCUGACUUCUUGCCCAAACAGAAGAAACCUGAGCAUAUUUAUCGCGAUGAUGGCGUUUAUGUGUAUAUUUAUGAGCUUUUACAUUGCGACUCAAAGGAAGAAAGUUAGGGAUGACUAUGGCUGGACCAAGCUAUCCAUGGAUGUUCGUGAAGAUAAUCCAAAGUCCGGGCAUCAAUUUGCGUCAAGACUGCCUUGA
This is a messenger RNA of Microthlaspi erraticum, 1440 nucleotides long. The record is from the annotation of a GenBank genome assembly. Lineage: Eukaryota; Viridiplantae; Streptophyta; Magnoliopsida; Brassicales; Brassicaceae.